GUUCGAAAAAUAGCUCAUAUCCUGUGUGUACAAUUGAUAUCGCCAUGUUAAUCUCCUCCGUACACACGUCCCUGUGUUAUCAUGGCUCGUGAUUCACCACGGGACUCGGCCAUUGUGUCCAGCUUCUAUCCUCCGUCCGGCAGAUUGCCUCUCACACUCCGUACCCGUCCGAUUCCGGCCUUACUGAGGGACAUACGUGGACAUUUUACAAGACCAACAUGGGACUUGUUGAACACAUCCAUCCCGCACUGGCGGAAGUAGAUUAUCGGAAAUGGACUGUAAAGGUCACCUUUAUUUUUGCGUCUUUCCUGUUCUUCGCUGCCCUGUAUUUGUUAACUGGGCUCGUAUCUAUGACAACAUGGACCUACCGGAACCUGCGCGAGAAAGAGAAGAUGUUUUGGAAGUUGGCGGUGGUCCGCGCCAUGUACGGUAUUUUCUGCACGGUGGUGGGCGUCUGGGCUAUAUUCGUGGACACGGAGCUGGAGAAGGACCCGGUGUUCGCCACAUCCCCCACCAGCUACUUCGCCCUCACCGUGACCGUCGGUUUCUUCGUGUUUGAGUGCGGGGCCAUUCUGAUCUCGGACAUUGUUUACAGGAAGGUCAGUAUUCUUCUGAACAUUCACCACUGGUUGUCACUCCUUGGCUACUCGACCUUAAUGGUCACGGAGGCGGCGCACUGCUUUGGUACUAAAGGACUUAUAUUGGAAAUGAGCACGCCAUUUUCCGCCAUUUGUUGGACCGUACUGAAGGCGGGGAAGGCAGACUCCUUGUUCUGGCACGCCAAUCAGUUUAUGUUGGUCCACACCUUCCACCUUCGUUCUGUGGUGGAGUGCUUUAUGUGGUAUCUGACCUAUCAGCACUGGGAGCGGAUCUGGUCAGCCAUGCCGCUCUCCAUCUUCUCCUUCCUCUACAUUCAGCUCAUCCUCGUCACUUUUCUGAUGACGCCAUAUUGGACCUACAAGAAGACGCAGCAGAUGAUAACCCCCGUGGACUGGAACUUCGAGGACUCGGAGGCCAACAAAGCCAGGAACGGCGAGGCCAAGAAAACCGCGUAACUCGAACUGAAACAAUUAUUGGAAAGCGCGGACGUGACGGAAAACAGGGACGAUGCCUACUAUGUGUAACAGGAUCUCAUCCUCUAUAAUACUCAGUGACUCUGAUUGCCUCCUACCUCUGUUGUCAGCUGUGAUACUCAGUUUAUGUUUAAAUUCGUGAUUUUAUUUGUAACAUUUAACAAUUUUUUAUGUAAAUAGAAAAAAGAAAAUAAAACCAUUUUCAUUGGCUCAUAAGCCGGAUGUAUGUAUACCAUUAAUUGUUACGGCCAGUAGAGAAGUGAUGGUAUAAUCAUGACAAAACCUGUCUCAUGCACUGAUAUAUUUAUCAUACAAUUACAGCAUUGGUUGUCAAUUUAGUAUUUCAUGUCAGGCGGGCAUAAAAUUGAAUUGAUAUUAAACAUACAGUGCCAUCUAAAUAUUCAAUGUCUGCUCACCUGACGGCCAUGAUAACCAUAGUGACCUGUCAAGUUGUGGUGUUUAGAAUUCCAAUACGAUAAACGUAACGUCGAUUUUCUAUCACUUAGUCUAUGUAUCCUGAUAUUAAUUUUACAGUCCAUUUUUAUUCAUCAGAUUUCAUCAAGUAUUGUUGUACACCAUUACAUAAAACAGGAAAAAAUGUAUUAAAACAGUUUGAUGUUGUAAAAUAUAGAAAUAAUUUGAAAUUAUUCUCUUGAAUAAAGAUAUAAUCUAUCGUAUAAAACAAUAUUUAUUUACUUGCACAUUGCAUUACAAUCACCGGUAUUGUAACACAUUAAAAAAAGCACGAAUUUACGCACUUACCAAUUUGUAUGAAGAAAUAAAUACAGAUUUUGAUAAAAACUA
This is a messenger RNA of Magallana angulata, 1877 nucleotides long. RefSeq names its product protein CLN8-like. NCBI's taxonomy places the organism in Eukaryota, Metazoa, Mollusca, Bivalvia, Ostreida, Ostreidae. Gene Ontology annotation, biological process: lipid homeostasis. Gene Ontology annotation, cellular component: endoplasmic reticulum; membrane. Bases 219 to 1055 code for a protein of 278 amino acids. The record is from RefSeq and is a predicted model, not a curated record. The transcript is spliced from 2 exons.